UUGUUUUUAAUAGUAAAAUUUGUUUAAACUUGUUUAAUGUUUGUUUAGUUUUGAAUUUGUGAUUUUUUUCGAUGGAGCUAUUGAGAGAUAAGCUUCGCUGUUUUUGUUCAGAAAAUGUAUGUUCGGAUUACCAUGUUAAUAACACAUGUUUAGUUGACUCUAAUGGUUAUUGUUUUACAUCUUUAAACAAAGAUGAAAUAUUUCAUGGAUGUUUUCCGCCUGAAGAAUCAGGUUUGAUGCAGUGUAAAGGACAUAUUUUGAGCCAACGACCAUCAACACUGUGUUGUAAUGACAAAGAUUUUUGUAAUUUACAUCUUGAACCAAACUCUACAACGUUUACAGAAGAUACAGAAGCAAACAAUUAUUAUUAUUCAUAUUACCUGAUAUUCUUGUGUGUCAUAUUUUUUGUGAUCUUCAUCAUAGUUUUAUACGUUUCAAAAAGAUUCUCUAAAUCAAUUACAAGAAAUGGACAAAAGUAUAAAACAAAACUUAAACUAAUUAAUUCAUUAAAGUCAUUUGAAUUCAGUUCAUCUUACUGUGAUGAAGCUACUACUGGAGAAGCUUUAAGUAUUUUUCGAGUUAGCAGAUUGGCUGAUCAUAUAGAAUUUAAAUCAAAACUUGAUUCAGGAUCUUUUUCAAGAACAUGGCUUGUCAGUUGGCGAGAUCAACCAUUUGCUUGUCGAGUUUAUAAUAAAAUGGAAGAAAGUUUAUGGAAACAUGAAACUCUUAUUCAAAAGCCACUUAAAAAUCCAGAUGUUGUUGGAUUAAUUGCCAAAGAUAUUGGAGAAGAUGCCGUUACAGGCAGUUCCAGAUUUCUUCUUUUAACCGAUUUUUUCCAACAUGGAAGUCUUUAUCAUUUUUUAAAAUUUAAAGAAAUUAAUACUGAUUUGAUGGUUUCACUUAUGCAUUCUAUUGCACACGGAAUGAGUUAUCUACAUAAUGAAAUAUUAGGAAAUCCACCAAAGCCAUCAAUUGUCCAUUACAAUAUAAAAAGUCGUAAUAUAUUCGUUUCACCUUGUGGUACACGUUGUUUAAUCGGAGACUUUUCAUAUGCUUGUGCCUACCUUAAUGAUUGUAUGAUAACACAACCGCCAACUUUUGCCAAUCCUAAUCCUGAAAGUUUACGAUAUCGAGCACCAGAAUCUCUGAUAUCAUGUGAUUAUCAAAAUAAUGAAAAAUCUGGUAAAGCCUGCGAUAUUUAUUCAUUAUCACUUGUCUUUUGGGAAAUUGUAUCAAGGUGUAAACCCUCUGAAGCUGAUUAUUCUUUUGUUGUGCCAGUUCAUAAACUUCCAUAUGACGAAGAACUUCUUGGACAAACCCCAAGUCAUCAGAAAAUGUAUGAAAUCAUUUAUUUGAAAAGAAAUCGACCAAAGUUAAAUUAUUUUUCUAAAUCACCGAUUAUAUCCAAAGUAAAUAACAUUAUAAAAGAUUCAUGGCAUCAUCAGGCAACAUCAAGACUGACAAUUCUACGAAUUCUGAAAAAUUUGGAGAGCUUACAGUUUGUUGAUGAUCCUGUUAAAAACAAGAUUAAAGAUUUAAUUGUGUAAUCAUUUGGCUUAAUCAUUUUUUGGCAUCAAGCGAAUAAAUAAGUCUUAACUCGAUCAUAAUGUUGAUUGUCAUUCGGCGUUAUCCAAUUGUUUCUCUUCACGUCAAUUUCAAUUUAAAAAUUGAUUCCAAACAGCUCCAACAUCAACAGUAGCAACUUUGACGAUAAUAAUAUAUAUUUAUAUACAGUUGAUAGAUGAUUAGGCAAAGAAAGUGCUCAAGCUUCAGUAUGGUUAUCAGAGUAUGGUAAUGAUGCUCAUCAGUGAUUUGCUUAUGAUCAAAAAUGGCUUACAAAUGAUUGACCCAAUCAAAGUUAAUUUGUUUGAUCAAGUUUACUCACCCAAAUAAUGAGAAAAGCAAAAUAAAGAAUUGUUAUUCAAACCCUAAA
Messenger RNA from Tetranychus urticae (two-spotted spider mite), 1933 nucleotides. Its product is annotated as bone morphogenetic protein receptor type-1B. Lineage: Eukaryota; Metazoa; Arthropoda; Arachnida; Trombidiformes; Tetranychidae. Gene Ontology annotation, molecular function: ATP binding; transmembrane receptor protein serine/threonine kinase activity. Gene Ontology annotation, cellular component: plasma membrane; signaling receptor complex. Gene Ontology annotation, biological process: cell surface receptor protein serine/threonine kinase signaling pathway; protein phosphorylation; cellular response to growth factor stimulus. The record is from RefSeq and is a predicted model, not a curated record.